AGCUCAUCGUAACAAUACCUCUCGUUAUAUUAAUCCUCGCCACACCUCAGUGAUCUUGCUUCUCUCUGUAUUCUCCAUCUCCAUUUUCGUCUCAGAUAUCUUUAUCUCAUUUUGCCUCCGUCGAUCGCCAUGGGGAAGAUUAAGAUCGGGAUCAACGGAUUUGGAAGGAUCGGACGUUUGGUGGCUAGAGUUGCUCUCCAGAGCGAUGAUGUGGAGCUCGUCGCCGUCAAUGAUCCCUUCAUCACCACUGAUUACAUGACAUACAUGUUCAAGUAUGAUACCGUGCACGGACAGUGGAAGCACCAUGAUAUUAAGGUGAAGGAUUCUAAGACCCUUCUCUUUGGCGAGAAGGCAGUCACUGUUUUUGGAAUCAGGAACCCUGAGGAGAUCCCCUGGGGUGAGGCCGGUGCUGAGUAUGUUGUGGAGUCAACUGGUGUCUUCACUGACAAGGACAAGGCUGCUGCUCAUCUGAAGGGUGGCGCGAAGAAGGUCAUCAUUUCUGCUCCUAGUAAGGAUGCCCCGAUGUUUGUUGUUGGUGUGAAUGAGAAGGAAUACAAGCCUGACAUUGACAUUGUCUCCAAUGCUAGCUGCACCACUAACUGUUUGGCACCUCUAGCUAAGGUCAUCCAUGAUAGGUUUGGUAUUAUUGAGGGCUUAAUGACCACAGUGCACUCUAUUACAGCUACACAGAAGACUGUUGAUGGUCCAUCAAGCAAGGACUGGAGAGGUGGAAGAGCUGCUAGCUUUAACAUCAUUCCCAGCAGCACUGGAGCUGCCAAGGCUGUUGGGAAGGUGCUCCCUGCAUUGAAUGGGAAACUGACCGGUAUGGCUUUCCGAGUUCCAACAGUGGAUGUUUCAGUUGUGGAUCUCACCGUUAGGCUUGAGAAGGCUGCCAGCUAUGACCAGAUCAAGGCUGCAAUCAAGGAAGAGUCUGAGGGUAAUCUCAAAGGCAUCUUGGGUUAUGUAGAUGAGGACUUGGUUUCCUCAGAUUUUGUCGGUGAUAGCAGGUCAAGCAUUUUUGAUGCCAAGGCUGGUAUUGCCCUGAACGACAACUUCGUCAAGUUUGUGUCUUGGUAUGACAACGAGUGGGGUUACAGCUCGCGUGUUGUCGACCUCAUCCGCCACAUGAACAGCACCAAGUAGACAGUUCAGAUUUCUUUUGCAAAGUUUUAAGUUAUGGCUUGCGUCUUCAGGAGUUUAAUGUUCGCGAGCCAUCGGAAUAAAUUUUUGUUGUUGAAGUGUGAAACAGUGGUGUCUAAAACUUAACAGUGUGGGUCUGUGGCCUACAUUUUUGUUUGAGAUCUCUCUUUAAAGUGAUCAGAGUUUAAUUGGGAUUUGGCUAAUCAAUAAACUAUUUCUGCUGUGUGUGUUUAUGUUU
This is a messenger RNA of Ananas comosus (pineapple), 1378 nucleotides long. Its product is annotated as glyceraldehyde-3-phosphate dehydrogenase 2, cytosolic. Gene Ontology annotation, molecular function: NADP binding; NAD binding; oxidoreductase activity, acting on the aldehyde or oxo group of donors, NAD or NADP as acceptor. The transcript is spliced from 12 exons. Bases 130 to 1143 code for a protein of 337 amino acids. Gene Ontology annotation, biological process: glucose metabolic process. NCBI's taxonomy places the organism in Eukaryota, Viridiplantae, Streptophyta, Magnoliopsida, Poales, Bromeliaceae. The record is from RefSeq and is a predicted model, not a curated record.